Messenger RNA from Aphanomyces astaci, 794 nucleotides. RefSeq lists its product as hypothetical. Gene Ontology annotation, biological process: anaphase-promoting complex-dependent catabolic process; protein K11-linked ubiquitination. Lineage: Eukaryota; Oomycota; Saprolegniomycetes; Saprolegniales; Verrucalvaceae. The record is from RefSeq and is a predicted model, not a curated record. Gene Ontology annotation, cellular component: anaphase-promoting complex. Bases 123 to 653 code for a protein of 176 amino acids. The transcript is spliced from 2 exons.
AUUCCGCAGCCCAUGGAAAAGCGAGAAAUCGGCGACGAGGCGGUGUGGACGCUGUCGUCCGCCAAGCAGGGCAAUGGUGUCCAGCAACUGCGAGAUGGUACGUGGCAGGCAUACUUACCUCCAUGGAUCUGGACGAGAAGUGCAUCUACAACUUCCUUCGUCAUCGUCGCAUGCUUGGCGGUGAGUUGCUCCUCUUCAACGUAGACAACCUGGACACGUACUGGCAGUCGGACGGUGCGCAGCCGCACUUGAUCAACAUCCAAUUCCACAAAAAGACGACAGUUCAAGAGGUGGCUCUCUAUUUGGACUACAAGCUCGACGAAAGCUACACCCCCAAGACGAUCACCGUUCGCACGGGCACGACCUUUCAUGAUCUUGUCGAUGUCUUGACCCACACCACCACCGAACCCACGGGGUGGGUCACCAUUCCUCUGUCGUGUCAACCAACGGACUUGUCCAUGUUGUCCGAGCAACCACUGCGAACGUUCUUCCUGCAGCUGGCCGUCACAGGCAUGCAUCAGAACGGCCGGGAUACACACAUCCGCCAAGUCAAAGUAUUUGCGCCGCGGCAGCCACAACGACCCACGGCCGGAACUUUCCAUUUCCGCGCGUCGUCGUCCGUGGAAGUGUCCUCGUUUGCGUGCAUUCGAUAACGAAGUUCGGUUGUCUACUAGUAUUUCGCAUUGAAACCAGGACAAUCUUAAACGUACAUUCAUUGACCAUAGGAUAGAUAUCCUUUGGUAUGGCUUAGCAGGUAGACUUCUAAUUGUCGUCUAAUACCGAUUCGUCCGUGG